Messenger RNA from Aspergillus fumigatus Af293, 513 nucleotides. The record is from RefSeq and is a predicted model, not a curated record. NCBI's taxonomy places the organism in Eukaryota, Fungi, Ascomycota, Eurotiomycetes, Eurotiales, Aspergillaceae.
AUGUGCCUUGACGAACGGAUGGAACCUCAAACUGCCGCAACAAGCAAGAUGUCCGCCUAUCAAACGGCUUGUGCUAUUUGCAGGACGAACAUCAAUCGAAAAAGCGGCUACCCGAUCGUCAAUAUGGGCUACGACACAAAAACCCCCAAAUACUGCUGCGGAUCCGUGGUGGACAAUCAAUGCAAAGACGGUGAUCCCUUUACAAUCGGAAACGGGGCGGUGAUACCAGAGGUAGCAGCUCUAGCUGGUUACGUGAAAGCUUCAGCAAUUACCGAUACCACCUGUUCGAAUUCUUUGUCAAUCACCACAUCGUCAAAUUCUGCGUCAACUGCCAUUACCGCCUGUCCAACAUCAACAGGGGAUAAUACAUCACCCUCGUCCCACGACCUGGCUAUCGGAGUAGGGGUUGGUGUGCCUUUAGGCGUCAUUGCUCUGGCAUCCAUUGUCUGGGCACUGUGGGAGCGUCGGCAAACUAAACAUGCUCGUCUGGAGGAGAGUAUGCCGGCGACCUGA